ACAGCGCCCCGUAGGCCCGCAGCGCAAUCAUGUUCGAAAAAGACCUCUACGCCCUCAUCCGGGGCAUGAGGAACCACAAGGGCAAUGAGAAGGAAUACAUCCAGAACAGCCUGAAAGAAUGCCGCCGCGAGGUCCGCAGCCCCGACAUGGACAACAAGGCCACCGCCCUGCUCAAGCUCGUCUACCUCGAGAUGUUCGGUCACGACAUGUCAUGGGCCUCGUUCAACGUCCUCGAGGUCAUGUCCAGCCAGAAGUACCUGCAGAAGCGUGUCGGCUACCUCGCCGCCGUCCAGACCUUCCGUCCAGACACAGAGGUCCUCAUGCUGGCCGAGAACCUGCUUAAGAAAGACUUGAACUCGCCGCAACUUCCGACCAUCGGCCUUCCGCUUGUCACAAUCCCUCAUGUCGUCAAUCCGUCCAUGGCCAAUUCACUCUUGACCGAUCUCCUCCCUCGUCUCACCCACUCUUCGCCCGCCAUCCGCAAGAAGACCAUUGUCACCCUAUACCGCUUGGCCUUGGUCUAUCCCGAGACUCUACGUCCUGCAUGGCCAAAGAUCAAGGAACGUCUGCUCGACGAGAACGAGGACUCGAGCGUCACGGCCGCCAUCAUCAACGUCGUGUGCGAACUUGGCUGGAGGAGACCCCACGACUUCUUGCCCCUUGCCCCUCGAUUGUUCGAACUACUGGUCCAAGGCUCAAACAAUUGGAUGGCUAUCAAGAUCAUCAAGCUCUUUGCCACUCUCGUACCCUUGGAACCUAGACUAAUCAAGAAGCUGCUACCCCCAUUGACCGCUUUGAUCAAGACUACUCCAGCCAUGAGUCUGCUGUAUGAAUGUAUCAACGGUAUCAUCCAAGGUGGCAUUCUGGACGGCGCCGAAGGAACAGUCGAAGGUGACGAGAUCGCACGCUUGUGUGUCAGCAAACUCCGAGGCAUGCUUGUCGUUGAAGGUGACCCCAAUCUCAAAUAUGUCGCUCUCCUCGCCUUCAACAAGAUUGUCGUCUCUCAUCCUCAACUCGUCGCCUUGCACUCUGAUGUCGUCGUCGAAUGCAUUGACGAUCCGGAUAUCUCAAUUCGCACAAGAGCGCUAGAUUUGGUCUCCGGAAUGGUUGAUCCCACUAACCUCAUGCCGAUUGUUGAGCGUCUCCUGCGACAACUUCGAGAGGCUACUCCGGCCUCGGCUGUGCAUGAUCCGACCAACGAUAGAGGCAUGCAUGCUGGUGUAGUACCCUCUGGAGACUCGGACGAUGAAGAGGCGGCAGAGUCAUUACGAAGGCGAGAAGCCCGCUCAUCAGAAGCCCCACCGCUACCCGAAGACUAUCGCCAGAGUGUCAUUGAGAAGAUCCUCGAAAUGUGCUCGAGAGAAACAUACGCCAACAUCACUGACUUUGAAUGGUACAUUGGCGUCCUGGUUGACCUUGUUGGUCACUGCCCGACCGUGGGCACCCAGUCUCUAGACAGCUCCUCAAAACCCGUAAAGGACGUCGCAUAUCACAUCGGUCUUGAACUCCAGAAUGUUGCUGUUCGUGUGAAGAGCGUGCGGCCAGAAGUGGUAGCUGCAGCACAGUCGUUGAUCAUAGUUGAGCGAAGAAAAGACAUGUUUCCUGCUUCUGGAAAUGGUGCACAGGCUGUUCUCGCAUUCGUGGCUUGGUUGGUUGGCGAGUAUCCUGAUCUACUUCCCGAUCCGCAGGCUGUUUUGAGUUCGUUACUGCACUCCACUAGCGCCCAGCUGCCUGCGAACAUUCUUGCCAUCUACGUACAAGCCAUACCUAAAGUCUUCGCCCGUCUAACGUCCAACCAAGAACGAUCGUGGACUGCAUCCAGAAAGUCACAAUCCGAUCUAUUGAUGGCCAGGAUCAUACACUUCUUAGAACCACUCGUUCAGCAUCCUAAUCUCGAGGUUCAAGAGAGGGCCGUCGAAUAUCUCGAAUUGAUGCGUGUCACCUCCGAAGCAAUUCAAGCACAUGCCGUUGAAGGCGACGAGGAUGGAUUCGUAGAUGCGCCCUUGUUGCUCACCCAAGCCAUACCUUCGUUGUUCAUGGGCCAGGAGCUAAAUCCUGUUGCGCCUGGUGCUCUGACCAAGGUGCCGCUUACAGAAGGACUGGAUCUUGACACGCCCAUCAACGAUAACUUGCAAAUACUCCUCUCGCAAGCAGACUACGAUGACAUGUCAUUCCCGGACGAAGACAAUGUUUCCAAGUUCUAUUUCGAGAAGCCUUCAGCAGCAGCAGUACAGCCUACUUCAGCGGCUGAUUAUCUGGAGCCUAAGGAAGAUUCGCAGACCGGCUCUUACCAGGCAGAGGACCGCAACAUCGAUCCCAAGGAUAUUGCCAAGAAGAAGGCCGAGAGGCGCGAAAGAUACAGAGACGAUCCAUUCUACAUCGAUCCAGAGCGUGGGUCUGGAACCUCAACACCACUGCAUAACAUCCUUAAGAGCAGCAAUGGCGAAGAUCUGGACAUUGACUCGAUACCUAUCAUGGAUCUGCAACUUGAUAGCAAUAACACAGCAGCCGAGGCAGAUCGUCUGCGCAAAUCCAAGGCACCGAAGAAGUCACGCAACAAGCGGGUUGAGAUUGCUCAGGACGAGACGAUAGGUGACGACACACCUGUGCCUGCAGCGGCACCAGCCAAAGCUUCCCUCCUCAGCAGACCCAAGAAGUCCCUGUUACAUGUUGACAGUAGCGGCCUUUCGUCCCUCUCGCUCUCAGAAAACGCGUCUUCUCGUGAGACACAGCUAGACUUUGAACGCCGCCAACAGGAAGAAGAAGAGAUGGCAAAGGCAAUCAAGGAAGUUGAACGUGCACGUCUUGAAAUGCAGCGUGCCCAGGAGCGGGUGGAAGCGAGCCACAUACCCGAAGAAGGCACAAUAGUCAAGCGUAAAAAGAAAAAGACAAAACCAAGGACGGAAGAGGAGAAGCCUGCAGAGUCAGAAAAGACAUUAGCAGAUGAUGCCGAGGGCACUACAGUGGUGAAAAAGAAGAAAAAGAAGAAGACCAAGGAGGACAGCGUAGAGUCCCCAGAAGGAGAUGCCGGUGCUGAAGUCGAGGCAGCUACGGUCAAGACAAAACGAAAGAAGAAGAGGCAGAUCAAUUUUGACGAGCAGGGAGAUGCACCGACUGCUUGA
This is a messenger RNA of Aureobasidium subglaciale EXF-2481, 3122 nucleotides long. RefSeq lists its product as uncharacterized. The transcript has 2 exons. Bases 30 to 3122 code for a protein of 1030 amino acids. The record is from RefSeq and is a predicted model, not a curated record. Gene Ontology annotation, cellular component: membrane coat; AP-3 adaptor complex; endosome membrane. Gene Ontology annotation, biological process: protein targeting to vacuole; Golgi to vacuole transport. Lineage: Eukaryota; Fungi; Ascomycota; Dothideomycetes; Dothideales; Saccotheciaceae.